Molecule: messenger RNA, 4869 nt
Organism: Topomyia yanbarensis
Lineage: Eukaryota; Metazoa; Arthropoda; Insecta; Diptera; Culicidae
Exons: 1
Coding region: 1-4869 (1622 amino acids)
Biological process (GO): DNA integration
Molecular function (GO): nucleic acid binding
Source: RefSeq, a predicted model, not a curated record
AUGCUAUACGGACGCCCGGAGUCAAUUAUUCAGGUAAUCGUCAGGAAAGUGCGUUCACUACCACCCCCAAGCAUUGAAAGACUGGAUACUGUAAUUCAAUUUGCGCUAAGCGUAGACAAUCUCGUGGCGACAGUCGAGGCUUGUGAAAUAAGAGAUUUUAUGUACAACGCAUCAUUGAGGUACGAACUGGUAGAAAGGCUACCACCAACCCUAAAGCUGGAUUGGGCAAAAAACUCUCGUAAUAACCCUACUCCUAACCUUCUGGACUUCAGUUCGUGGUUACGCUUCGUUGCAGAAGACGCCUGUGCCGUUUCGAUUUCCGCAGGAAGCGACCUCGUUAGAAUGACCAAGAGAGAUGGAUACUUGAAUUUUCAUUCAGAAGAGAAUCUUCAAUCAGUAAGAAAACCAGAGUUUGGUCAAGUAAAAAACAAACCACUCGCUUCAAAUAAAAUUGUCAAAGAAUGCCUCGGCUGCAAGGGAAGUUGUCCAACCUUAGCCCAGUGUAAACGGUUCAAGGAGCUUAGUUACGACUCUAAAUGGGCGGUAAUACGAGAGUUCAGCCUGUGUCGAAAAUGCUUAAGAAAGCACAAGGGCCCAUGCAAACACAAUAAGGAGUGCGGUACUGACGGGUGCUCCUACCGGCACCAUCCUCUUCUACACUGUGAGGGAAGGCAAUACACGCGUCCAUCUCCUACUUCGAUGACAAUUCCUCCGCCAGUAAGAGGAAAUCAACGUAAUAAUACCAGCUGCAACGUCCACCUGGGACAGUCUGAAAUUUUACUAAGAAUAGUCCCAGUCCUCCUUCACGAUCCAUCAAAGACGCUUCGAACUUACGCCUUUUUGGACGAUGGAUCAGAACUCACGCUGAUGGAGCAAAGUUUGGCCGACGAGUUAGGGGUGCAAGGACCCCUGAAAUCCCUAUGCCUGCGAUGGACUGGAGGCACUACAAGAACGGAGGAUCUGUCUCAAAAAGUUAGUUUCCAAAUUUCGAGCGUUGCUAAUCCCUGUAAGAAAUUUCCGUUGUCCGAAGUGCAUACUGUCGGAAACCUGCAACUCCGCUCUCAGACGCUACUAGUACCCGAGAUGCGAGAAAAAUAUCGUUAUCUGGAAGGUCUACCACUUGAGUCAUACGAAGAAGUAAGCCCACGUCUUUUGAUUGGGCUGGAUCAUGCAAUACUGGGCAACGUAACGAAAUGUCGAGAAGGUAAGCCGAGCGAGCCUAUAGCAGUCAAGACUCGAUUAGGAUGGAUGGUUUACGGGUGUUGCUCCAGGGAUGUGAAUUCAUACAGUCAACUAAAUCACCACAGUGUCCAGCGAUGUCAAUGUGACAACAAAUCCAACGAGGAUCUACACGAGGCCAUGAAGCAGUACUUCUCAAUGGAAAGUCUCGGAAUCAGUAAGCCAAAUAAACUGCUGCUAUCCAAAGACGACCAAAGGGCGAAUGAGCUUUUGCAGUCCUUAACCAAACGCACGAGUGGUCGAUAUGAGUCCGGCCUUUUGUGGCGAUACGACAACGUGAGGCUUCCAGACAGCGAGCAAAUGGCGCUAAGGCGCUGGGAAUGCCUCGAUAGACGAAUGUUCAAGGAUCACGAGUUAUCUCGAGCAUUGACCUCCAAGAUGAACGACUACAUAGCUCAAGGAUAUAUAAGGAAACUCACUGCCGAGGAGUUGGGUACAGCUCACAGCCGAAUCUGGUACCUUCCGAUGUUUCCGAUAGUGAACCCUAACAAACCCGGCAAAAUACGACUCGUGUGGGACGCGGCUGCAACUUCCUACGGCGUUUCAUUGAAUUCCGUACUCCUCAAAGGACCUGAUCAAUUGACGUCCCUCAUGUCGGUCCUAAUUCGGUUCCGGGAGUUUCGUGUCGCGGUUUCCGGAGACAUACGGGAGAUGUAUCAUCAAGUCCAGAUGAUCCCUGCGGACCAGCACUGUCAACGCUUUCUAUGGAAAGAGAAGAGGACAGAUAUAACUCCCAGUACGUACGUUCUGCAAGUGAUGUCGUUCGGAGCAUCUUGCUCUCCAAGUACCGCCCAAUUCGUUAAGAACACCCAUGCAGCUCAAUUCGAACAGGAUUAUCCGGAGGCUGUCCACGCUAUUGUUCACCAGCACUAUGUGGACGAUAUGCUGAUCAGUGCAGAGACGAAGGAGAAAGCAGUACAACUGGCGACUGAUGUAAAGAUGAUUCAUGGAUCCGGGAGCUUCGAAAUGCGAAACUGGAUCUCGAACUCCCCGGCGGUCGUUGCUGCGCUAGACUCAGAGGAAAUCAAGGAGAAGAGCAUGGGCAUCGGAGAACCAGGCACCACCGAGAAAAUUCUUGGGAUGUGGUGGGACACUACUGCGGACUGUUUUACGUACAAGCUAUCUACCCGUCACGAUCCCGCGUUAUUGUCCGGGAAGAAAAGACCGACGAAGCGUGAGGUUCUACGAACACUAAUGAUGGUUUUCGACCCACUCGGUUUGAUAAGCCACUUUAUGAUGUUUCUCCGAAUUCUUUUGCAAGAGAUUUGGAGAUCAUCCAUCGACUGGGACGAGCAGAUCAAUGAUUCUCAUUUCGAAAAAUGGCUGACGUGGCUGCGGAUCCUCCCCCAGGUGUCCGAUAUCAAGAUACCUCGCUGUUACAGGACCAAUACAUCGGCCGAUGAUAGCAACGAAGUGGAAAUGCACACAUUUGUAGACGCAAGCGAGAAUGGAUUUGCGGCUGUUGUCUACCUACGCUUCAGAGAAGGCAACACAGUGGAAUGCGCUCUAGUGGCAGCAAAAACUAGGGUUGCACCGCUGAAAUUCCUGUCCAUACCCCGCUCCGAACUACAAGCAGCUGUCAUCGGGGUGCGACUGGCGGACACGAUUCUAGAAUCCCUCACGAUUAAGGUACGAAAACGCCAUUUCUGGACAGACUCGAGGGAUGUCAUAUGCUGGAUUCAUUCGGAUCACCGACGGUACAGUCAAUACGUGGGAGUGCGUAUAAGCGAAAUCUUAGAAUCCACAAAUGUGCGAGAGUGGCAAUGGGUCCCAACGAAACUAAAUGUGGCAGACGAGGGAACAAAGUGGAAAGGCACUCCUGACCUCAGUAACACUAGCCGUUGGUUUCGUGGGCUCGAUAUACUCUGGAAACCGAAAGAAGAGUGGCCAGCCAAAUUGCAACCUGUUGGCGUUACCGACACGGAACUCCGCCCGCACAUGCAGUUUCAUCUUAAGGGUCUCGAACCAAUAAUCGAUACGAACAGAUUUAGCCAGUGGUCUAUUCUUCUAAAGACUACAGCAUAUGUUUUCAGAGCCAUCAGGAACUUCCAGAGGUCCACUCGGAAGACACCAAAGGCCAAUGGACCACUUACACAUGUCGAAUUAGUCAAGGCCGAAUGCUACCUGUACAAGAUAGCGCAGAGAAGUGCAUAUGCCGGAGAGAUUUCAACAACGUCUGCAAAUCUACCAGAGCAGUCAAGAAACAAAAUUCGGAAGGGAAAUCCUCUAUUCGGUCUCCAUCUGUUCAUAGACGGAAACGGUGUCCUGAGAAAUCGCGGACGAACAAACGCUUGCCAGUUCAUCAAUAGCAGCGCAGCUAAUCCCAUCGUCCUCCCUCAAAAACACAGCGUAACCAGACUUCUAAUUAUGGACUUUCAUAAGAAGUUUCUCCAUCAAAACCAUGAGACUACAAUAAAUGAGAUCAAGCAGCGCUACUACAUACCCCGCUUGAAAGUCGCCUACAAAUCAGUACGCAACAGCUGCCAGUUCUGCAAAAACGAACGUGCUCGCCCGCAGCCGCCACUGAUGAGCGACUUGCCAUCUCCACGCCUUGCGGCUUACAGCCGCCCCUUCAGCCACAUGGGAGUGGACUACUUCGGUCCAAUGACAGUACGUGUCGGCCGCCGAACGGAAAAACGUUGGGGUGUCUUGGUCACUUGCCUCACGAUACGUGCCAUUCAUUUGGAGGUCGCACACUCGCUCACAGCAGACUCUUGCAUUAUGGCUCUACGCAGCGUAAUCGCUAGGAGGGGUAUUCCGAUUGCCAUAUAUAGUGACCGCGGCACGAAUUUCGUGGGAGCCAACAAAGAAUUAACAACAGCUCUCAAUGGACUGGAUCAUGAGAAGAUCGUGUCAGAACUUACCACACCGUUCACUACGUGGAGUUUCUUCCCUCCUAUUUCUCCUCAUAUGGGAGGAGCGUGGGAGAGGUUAAUCCGUACAGUCAAGCAAAAUCUGAACAAGCUACUCCCGGAUCGUGUGCCAACUGAUGAAAUGCUAAGGAGUACACUCAUAGAGGUAGAAUACAUCGUCAACUCGAGACCUCUGACCGACAUCCCCCUUGAUAAUGACGAAUCGCCGGUGCCAACCCCUAACCAUUUCAUCAUUGGAACAUCCAACGGGCUACCUCCGUGGACCUGUUUCGAUGAUAACCCUGCCACAUUGAAACAGAACUGGCGUCUGUCCCAAAUCAUGGCAAACCAGUUCUGGCGCCAAUGGCUUCACGAUUACCUCCCGACGUUGACACGGAGAGCAAAAUGGUUCACAAAAGUGAAACCGAUUGAGAUCAACGACAUCGUGGUGAUCGUCGACUCGAGAUUCCCCCGCAAUCGCUGGCCAAAAGGCCGAGUGAUUGCCACCAAGGUAGCACCAGACGGUCAAGUCAGAUGGGCCACGGUACAAACUAUACAUGGAAUAUACGAGCGACCUGCCGUAAAGCUCGCCGUGUUAGACGUUGGCGUAGGAAGAAAUGCCACUCAGUUAGACCUUCGAGGCAUUGAAGGGGGGAGUGUUAGCGACGCAACGUCUACCAGCAAGCUAAUGUCUGUGUCACCCUGCAUACCCCUGGAUGAAGCGACCGAGGUGAGCGUUGGCUGCACCCAUGGAUCGACGAAGGGAUCGGCAGCCUAA